This is a messenger RNA of Caenorhabditis bovis, 2379 nucleotides long. The record is from the annotation of a GenBank genome assembly. Lineage: Eukaryota; Metazoa; Nematoda; Chromadorea; Rhabditida; Rhabditidae.
AUGCAUUUCACUCGACGCGCAAUCUCGCCGCUUGCCUCGUUCGUUGUCGACGAGCGUGUCGGCACCGUGAACUCGUCGCUCUCCAGAAGGCCGCUGGUACACAUCGACGAUAUCGCGAUGCGUCAAAAUUCAUCGUAUUCAAGCUUAGCCGAGGAUGACGUUGAGUCUCAAGUGAUGUCGAUGGCGCGUCUCGUGCGCGUCUUCUUCGCCGUUGACAUCGAGAACCUUCAGCCGCACCACACGGUGUUCGUCGUCGGCAACGUGGAGAGUCUCGGCAAAUGGGUGGCGACGCAAGCGAUGCCACUUCAACAGGAUGAGCACAAGAAAAUCCGCUGGCGUGGUUCGAUCGAGACGAAAGAGAAUCAACUCAAAUUUCGCUAUUUCGUCGGCUAUUAUUUGAACGCGGAUGGCGUCGAUAAGCUGAUCGUUGACAAAUGGGAGGCGUUUCUGAAUCCGCGCUCGACACUAUGCCAAGUUGAGAAUCGCGACGGCGUGUGCCGCAUCGAUCGCGUCGAUCUCUUCGGAUACUAUGCUGGCCGCAAAUGUGUGUCGGAUGGUUGGCUGCAGCACGCCGAAGAGAACCAAAUAUUGUUGCGAUUGCACGGCAACGCGCUCAAAUUCUACAAGACCGCCAAAGAGCGCAAAAAUUGCCGCGUGAAAUUGACGCCGCUCGACGUCCGAUACAAACAGUCAAGCGGCGCCCACAUCAGCUUCAGCUAUGGCGAAGACGAGGACGAUGAUGACGACGAGACGACGAACUCGCCGCCGCCGUGCACACAUUCGCAGACGCACGUCGCCGUGCUGUCGGACCCGAAGCCGAAGUUCUACGAGCAAGACGAGACGGGUGUGGUGUUCAACAACAACAAGGAUUACAUUGUGUUUCGGACGCACUCGAUAGCCAACGACUAUUUGGCGUUCUACAUCGAGAUCUUCUCCGAGGAGAGGAAGCGAAUCGGCGCGUGCUACGCGUUACCCAACUCGAUGCAGGACACUUGCGGCCUCACCCAAUUGCCGUUCAUCAACACGUCCGGUCGUCCGAUCGGCCAAAUCACCAUCGAAUAUUUGUUCGUGAAGCCGCUCUGCCUCGGACGACCCCAAUUGAUGGAUUUGACGUAUUGUCGGCAUUGGAAGAAGCGCAACGCGUUGGAGGUUGGCCAUCGCGGCGCCGGCAACUCGUACACAAAAUUCGCCAUGUCGCGCGAGAACACGAUCCAUUCACUGAACACGGCGGCGAAGAACGGCGCCGACUACGUCGAGUUCGAUGUUCAAUUGACGAAGGACAAAAUCGCGGUCAUCUAUCACGAUUUUCAUGUGCUCGUGUCGGUGGCGCGACGCGACGGCAACGCGACGCCGGUGCCGGAUCCGAAAGACGUCGGCAAUAUGGAUUUUCACGAGUUGCCCGUAAAAGAUUUGAAGUUGUCGCAACUCAAAUUGUUGAUGCUUGACCAUUUGAGUUUCCCGCAACGCAAAGAGAAUGUGAAAAAAUUGGUGGAGCAAGGCGAAAUGGAGGAGGACUUCAAGCCGUUUCCGACGCUCGUCGAAGCGUUGACAAAAGUCGAUCCGGAUGUCGGAUUCAACGUCGAGGUCAAAUAUCCAAUGAUGCAGAAUAAUGGACUUCACGAAUGCGAUCACUAUUUCGAGCGCAAUCAAUUUGUUGAUAUCAUUUUGGCCGACGUUCUCAAUCAUGCCGGAAGUCGGCGAAUCAUGUUUAGCAGCUUCGAUCCGGAUAUUUGCUCAAUGGUGGCGACGAAGCAAAACAAAUAUCCGGUGCUGUUUUUGUGCGUCGGCGAUACGCAGCGAUACACGCCGUUCCAAGACCAACGCACGUCGACGUCGAUGACGGCGGUGAAUUUCGCCGUCGGCGCCGAUCUGCUCGGUGUCAACUUCAAUUCGGAGGAUUUGCUCAAAGAUCCGAUGCCGAUCAAAAAGGCGAACGAGUUCGGAAUGGUGACGUUCGUGUGGGGCGAGGAUCUCGACAAGAAGGAGAACAUCAAUUAUUUCAAAAAAGAGCUCGGUGUCGAUGGCGUCAUUUAUGAUCGAAUCGGCGAAGAGGAGCGUCGUCGCAACGUCUUCAUUGUCGAACGUGAGCAGAAGCGUGUGCUUCUGAGUUGUUCGGGCGCGUCGACGCCUCAACGCGCGCCAUCGCCGGUGCUCCUCGACAACAACAACUCGUCGAGUCAGCCGGUGCCGCUGGCGGCGCACGCCCAACGCAUAAUCCAUUCGGAUCCGGUGCUCAUCGAAGAGGACGAAGACGAGCACGCCGGCGGCGGUGGCGGCGACGACGAUGAGAAGAAGCUCGCCAUCGAAACCGAGAAGCUCACGCUGAAAGGUGCGCAAAGCUCAUUCGACGUCUCGCAUUCGACACCGAUGGUCAAAUAA